Molecule: messenger RNA, 6807 nt
Organism: Loxodonta africana (African savanna elephant)
Lineage: Eukaryota; Metazoa; Chordata; Mammalia; Proboscidea; Elephantidae
Gene: CREB3L4
Product: cAMP responsive element binding protein 3 like 4
Exons: 10
Coding region: 5369-6547 (392 amino acids)
Biological process (GO): regulation of transcription by RNA polymerase II
Cellular component (GO): nucleus
Molecular function (GO): RNA polymerase II cis-regulatory region sequence-specific DNA binding; DNA-binding transcription factor activity, RNA polymerase II-specific
Source: RefSeq, a predicted model, not a curated record
GAGAGCUAGGGAGGGGACGAGAAGAGGACUCAGGGAGUGCGAACCUGGGGCGCAGCUGUGGGGGUUUGGUGGGCCCGAGCUGGGUGGUGAAUAAAUUGGUCAUUUGGGAGAUUUUUUAAAGAGGAAGCUAGAGUUUCAGCGGGCAAGGCUGUUGCUUCUUCGCUUGCCCUAACUCUGUCUCCCCCACCCCCACCCCACAUUUCCAAGCCUUUCGCCCCACGUCUACUUCCAGGACUUCUGCCUGGCCUUGGGCCAAAGUCUCCUUAUCUUAUCUCUUAGAGAACUCUAAGACCCCUUCAGUGCACUAAGGCGCCGAAGGAAAGGCAUUUCCCGUCUUAAAACUGACUUCCUUCUCCUGACUUCCCUCCACGGUCACCCACACGAAAGAAAAGAUAAUGCAGAAGCGGGAAAGGGGAAAAACAGAGCGGACAUUUCCUGAAAAUUAUCCCUUCCUCAGGACCGAUGGCCUGAGCUAAUUUUUUUUAGCUACGAUUUUUUUUAAUUGUACUUCAGAUGAAGAUUUACAGAGUAAACUAGUUUCUCAUUAAAAAAUAUACAUACUGUUUUGUGACAUUGGUUGCCAACCCCACAACAUGUCAACACUGUCCUCUCCUCAACAUUGGCUCCCCCUUUAUCAGCUUUCCUGUCCCCUUCUGCCUUCUCCUUCUUGUGCCUGGGCUGGUGUGCCCAUUUUGUCUUGUUUGUUUUCUGGGCCUGUCUCAUCUUUGGCUGGAAACAGUGGUGGCAUAGUGGUUAAGAGCUACAACUGCUAACCAAAAGGUCAGCAGUUUAUCCACCAGGCGCUCCUUGGAAACUCUGUGGGGCACUUCUACUCUGUUCUAUAGGGUCGCUAUGAGCCAGAAUGGACUCAAUGGCAGUGGGUAGUCUUUGGCUGAAGGAUGAAUCUCACGAGUGAAUUCAUUGCUGAGCUAAAAGGGUGUCCGGUGGCCAUACUCUCAAGGUUUCUCCAGUAAGUCUGGUGUUUGUGUGUGUGUGUUAGAAUUUUGUGACGGGAUCACAAAAGAGGGUCCCAGACAGAGGUGGUGGUAGCUGGGCGCCAUCUAGUUGUGCUGGACUCAGUCUGGUGGAGGCUGUGGUAGUUGUGGUAGUCUUUUAGACUAAUCUUUCCCUUUUGUCUUUGGUUUUCUUCAUUCUCCCUUGCUCCAAAUUGGGUGAGACCAGUGGAGUAUCUUAGGUGGCCACUCACAAGCUUUUAAGGCCCCAGACGCUACUCACCAAAGCAGGAGGUAGAACAUUUUCUUUAUGAACUACGUUAUGCCAAUUGAGCUAGAUGUUCCCCAAGACCAUGGUCCCCAGCCCUCACCCCAGUAAUUUGGUUCCAGCCUGGGCUUAUUUCUGUAGCCUCUCUCAGCACAGCCAACUUGCCAUUCUUAUCAUGCCCAAAGGGUUCUCUCCAACCUCAGCUCUCAAUCUCCACCUCUCCAACACAUGGGCUUUCUUACUGUUCCUUGAAAGUACCAAGGUAUUAUCACUUCAGGAUCUUCACUGUUUCCUCAGCUUGGAUCCUCUUUUCCCAAAAACCUCUUCUAACCUUAGGGGAGGGGAGGGUACAAAGGAAAAUAAAGAAGGCGGCUCAGCGUAUUCUGAUAAUUCUUUUUGCAAAGGCAAAAAAGCCUUAUUGCCUGUUAUGGAUUGAAUUGUGUCCCAACAAAAUGUGUCAUAAAUUCUAACCCUUAUACCUGUGGUGAAGGAGCCCUGGUGGUGCAGUCGUUAAGCACUCGGCUGCUAGGCUGCUAACCAGUUAUAAGGUUGCUGGUUCGAACCCAACAGCCACUCUGCAGGAGGAACAUGUGACAAUCAGCUGACUUAAAGAUUUACAGCCUUGGAACCCUAUAGGGCAAUUCUACCCUGUCCUAUAGAGUUGCUGUUGGUAGGAAUUGCCUCAACAGCAAUCGGUUUGGUUUGGGUUUUGGAUACCUGUCUUUUAUAAUCUCAUUUGGGAAUGGGUUUUCUUUUUUAUGUUAAAGACGCAGUAUUAGUGUAGGGCAUGUCUUAAAUCAAUCUCUUUUGAGAUAUAAAAGAGGAAAUUAAGCAAGCAAGCACAAACAGAGGAAGAAGCAUGCCACGUGAUUGCCAAGGAACCUAAGAAUAAAAGCUGAAAAGAGACAAGGAACUUCCCCCAGAGCAGACAGAGAGCCCUCCCUGAGAGCUGGCACCCUGAAUUCAGACUUCCAGCCUCCUAAACUAUGAGAAAAUAAAUUCCUGUUUGUUAAAGCCACCCACUUGUGGUAUUUCUGUUAGAGCAGCACUAGAUAACUAAGACAUUGCCUGAAGAAAGGACGGUGACACCUCUGAUAUCACUCUGGAAAUGGAAGCUAGCAACUUCUUUAAGUAAAGAGGGAAUGUGAGGACUCAUUGAGGGAAAGGGCCUCUGAGAAAGGAAUUAUAUAGUGCUCUAAGAUCAGGAGGGAAGUGAAAUGUGGUGCUGGAGUCCCACCAGGUAAUAAUAAUAAUCAUUGCUACUCCAAGCUCUUAAUUAAAAAAAAAAAAAUUACUAUUAGAGGCAAUACUAGAUUAUUCAAGGAAAUAUAUAUGGUAUAGUUUGUCUGUGGCAAAUUAUGCUCUCAAGACUGGUAAUUAGUAACGUUAACAUGUAAUCAUGAUCUGGGAGUCAGGACACCUGGACUUAGGUCCUAGCUCUAUUUUAAUUCGAUAUGUGAGCUUCGGUAAGUCAUUUUCCCACUCUGAUGCUUAAUCAAUCAGAGAAAAGCGGGAAAUUAGACAAGCAGAUGGUAGCAGAGAUUCCUUCCAAUUCUAGCACUAGCUGAAGCUGACUCUUUUUCCAUUUAAUCAUCUCUGCACAUGCCCAAACAUUUAAUUACCUUCUUGCUCUAGGGAAGAGCUAAGCAAGGACAGCUCUGCUUUCCUUAGAGUUCUGCAUCAAUCUAGGAAGCCUGCUUUGUCUUUUUGUUACUUGAGCAGGAUUCAGGCAGAAGAUGAGCAGGAAAGACAGGCUUGAGAAAUUUGAGAAAGUCCUAGAAAGGCAGCUUGGUAUGAUGUGAAGAACAAGGGCUCAGACAUUCAAAUCUUGAGAAAAUUAACUUCUCUCUACCAACUCUGAGUCCCUAUGAGGAUUAUGAGUAAUGUGAAAAUUGCUGACAUAUAAUAAUUACUCAGUAAAUGUUAGAUCCUGUUCCUGUCUUUACCCUCAGCCCAUUCAAAUCUUUGCAAGAAUUAAUACCAGUUUAAAUUCUGGAUUGACACUCCAACUUUCCUGCUUUACCCACGCAGCUACCCUUUACCUGGGGUACUACUGGAGAGGCAGACAGAUGAAAAUCAUACCUACAUCCAUACAGCUGCAUAAUUUUAUUUGAAGUGAAUUCCUGGACCAUUAGACACUAGAAUGAGGCAAAACAAACAAACAAACAAAACCCUGAGUUUUGGUGUUACUACUUGUCUUACCUGUUCCUUGGGAACUCUAUGGGGCAGUUCCACUCUGUCCUGUAGGGUCGCUAUGAGCUGGAAUCAACUCGAGGGCAACAGGUUACUUGUCUUAGUUAUCUAGUGCUGCUAUAAUAGAAAUGCCACAAAUGGAUGGCUUUAAGAAACAAAAAUUUAUUUUCUCAUAGUUUAGGAGGCUAGAAGUCUGAAUUUAGGGUGCUGGCUGUAGCGAAGGGCUUUCUCUCUAUCGCCUCUGGAGGAAUCCUUGUCUCUUUCGAACUUCUGCUCCUGGGUGAUCUUCAUGUGACUUGGCAUCCCUCUUCUCCAUCUUUGCUUGCUCACUUGCUUGUUUAAUCUUUUUUAUAUCUCAAAAGAGAUUGACUUAAAAUACACCUUAAACUAAUACAGUCUCAUUUACAUAACAAAGAAAACCCAUUCUCUAACGGGAUUUUAACUAUAGGUACAUAGGGGUUAUCUACAACACUUGUUUUUUUGGGGGGACACAAUUCAAUCCAUAACACUACUUUCUUGUCAUUGAUCCCUCUGUGUCUCAUUGUUGGUAAUAUGGGUGAAGUAUUACUAGCCCCAUCUGCCUCAGAGCUGUUGUAGAUUAAUUGAGGGAACAAUGUUUAGGAAAUAUUUUGUGAACUAUACAAAUAAGGGACCUAUAGUGUUGGUAAUCAGACGCAAACGAUAAGGCAAAGGGCUUAAAAAAAAAAAAAAAAACUUCUGCAGUUUCCCAGACCCUGUCCCUCUGUUGAGGAGCCCUGGUGGUGCAAUGAUUAUGCAUUCAGCCGAAAGGUCAGCAGUUCCAACCCACUAGCAGCUCUUGCGGGAGAAAGAUGUGGCAGUCAGCUUCCAUAAAGAUCACAGCCUUGGAACCCCUGUGGGACAGUUCUACUGUGUCCUAUGGGGUCGCUAUAGGGUCGCUGUGAGUCGGCAUGGGCUCGAUGGCAACGGGUAUGGUUGUUUUUUUCUUUGGUCCCUCUGUAACCGCUGUUCUUUAUCAAUAGCAUAAUGAUGCACAGAUUACGGACUCAGGCAUCCAGCGAUUGCGCAAUUUUCCGCCUGCUGAGCCAACACUCUGUCACGUAAUAUGGGUCAACUGAUUAUUUACUCCCCGCCUAGGUAACCUUGACUUUGCAGUCACGUGCUAAGCGAAACCAAACCCGGCCUCUCCUACCCACAUUCUCGGAACUUUCCCCUAACUUCCUUAGAACUUUUUUUUCGACUCUAGCCCCGCCCCUUGGUCCCGUGAAACCCAAUCCCCGCCUGACAAAUAAGUACUCCCCCCGUAUUUGCCUGGCUUUUUCUCUGACGGUCUAUUCCGACCAGUUGGGGCGGAGCCUGCCUUGGGCCGGUAAUUCCAUUGGUUCGAUACUCUGCCCCUCAAAACCUUCUGGGAGGACAGAAAGGAAGCCUCCUCCGUAAAUCUUGGACAAAUGUCUUGGUUCUCCCGUUUUGUUUUCAGCCCUGUUGUGCUCUCUCACUUAUAAAAGCGAUGCCCAAAGAACAGAUACUCAGGCGUCUUGUGCUCCAGCCACAGCCAUUUCUACCCUUCCCUGUAAGAAAAAUUAAAAAAAAAUUUUUUCCACCAAACCCUCAAGAAGAUUUAAUAUUGCUGCGAGAAACUGAGGCAGAAAGGGCGUGGCUACCUAUGUUUUCCUUAAAUAUGGUUUGUGGACUUUCAGCCCCUUAAUCCCCUGCUCCCAGAUACAGCGCCUCUUCCGCAGCUCCUGGCUAGGUGCAACCCACUUUCCUGGCGUAAGGCUGGGGGCGGAGUUUGGCAGGGCAGGUCCAGGAUGCGAGAUCCUGGAGGGAAGAAAAGGUGUAGUGUUUGGGGCCGUCAGCGGGCUAGGCUGCCUUGGCCGGGCUGGGCUUCUUCAGAACAGGUAAUACCCAAGGGGGCCCAUUUGUCUGAACCAGAGAGAUAAGGCCAGAGGCGAAAUCUCCAGGUGACAGAAGGAUGAGCCUCGGAAACUCUGACUUGUUGGACGUGUGGCUAGAACCCCCAGAAGAUGUCUUCUCGACAGGAUCCUUCCAGGAGCUAGGACUCCCCUGUCCCCCUCCAGAGGUCUCAGUGACUAGGCAACAAGAACAAGGGCUGCAAGGCUGGACGUCCAGUGGGGGCCAUGGUUGUGGUCUUCAAGAGAGUGAGCCUGAAGACUUCCUGAAGCUUUUCAUUGAUCCCAAUGAGGUGUACUGCUCAGAAGCAUCUCCUGGCAGUGAUAGUGGCAUCUCAGAGGACCCUGGCCGUCCAGACAGUCCCCCUGUCCCCAGUUCCCCUGCCCUCUAUGAGGUUGUCUAUGAGGCAGGGGCCCUGGAGAGCAUGCAGGGGGAAGCUGGACCAGCUGUAGGGCUCAUUUCCAUUCAGCUAGAUCAGUGGAGCCCUCCAUUUAUGAUGCCUGAUGCCUGCAUGGUCAGCGAGCUGCCCCUUGAUGCUCAUGCCCACAUCCUGCCCAGAGCAGGCACCAUAGCCCCAGGGCCUCCUGCAAUCCUGCUUCCAAGUCAAACCUUGUUUCUGACAGAUGAAGAGAAGCAUCUGCUGGGGCAGGAAGGGGUCUCCCUGCCCUCUCACCUGCCCCUCACCAAGGCAGAGGAAAAAGUCCUGAAAAAGGUCAGAAGGAAAAUCCGUAAUAAGCAGUCGGCUCAGGACAGUCGGCGGAGGAAGAAAGAGUACAUCGACGGGCUAGAGAACAGGGUGGCUACCUGUUCUGCACAGAACCAGGAACUACAGACAAAAGUGCAGGAGCUGGAAAGGCACAACAUCUCCCUGGUGGCUCAGCUUCGCCAGCUCCAGACACUCAUUGCUCAAACUUCCAACAAAGCUGCCCAGACCAGCACCUGUGUUCUGAUCCUUCUUUUUUCCCUGGCUCUCAUUAUCCUGCCCAGCCUCAGCCCCUUUCAGGGUCUACCAGAAGCUGGGCCUGAGGAUUACCAGCCUCAUGGAGUGGUUUCCAGAAAUAUCCUGACCCACAAGGACAUGCCAGAAAAUCUGGAGACCCUAUUGGUAGAGUCCAGACUGAGGGGGCCACCUGUGGCCAAGGGUGCAAAUGACUCAGCAAGGACAUGGCUUGAGAAGAUGGGAGGAAAGACAGGUGCCAGCAGGCUCCUCAGAUCUGUGCUGCAUGCAGAUGAGAUGUGAGCUGGAGCAGGAACCACCCUCCUUCCUGGCCCACUUCCCGAUCACCAAAAGGACUCCAGGGCUCCUCUACAGUUCUGCCUCCUCCUGGGAUUCCUACUCAGAGGUCUUUGCACUGAGGGGUUUGAAUCACUUCAGGACUGUCUACGUGAGGAGGGCACGUCAAAUACUAUUAUUAUGUAUCUGUGAUUUUAUUUCUUUUGGGGGGAGAGGGUUGAGGGAUAACUGAAGUUUUAGCUGAGAAAUAAACUUUUUAGCUGAAA